AGGAAAACGGAGAAGAACCAUAACUCGAGUGGCACGUACUCUGCUCUUUCAGACAACAAUCAGCAACGACAAUACACUUCUCAUUUCACCACCUCCACCUAAUUCCCCUCUUAAAUUCAAGCUCCCCCGUUAACUGAAUUUGUCCCAAUUGAUAGCUAGCACCAUGAUUGGAAAUGGUGUUGUGGGAAUUCUAUCAGAGACAACAAACAAAUGGGAACGAAGAGCUCCCUUAACUCCAUCUCACUGUGCUCGUCUUUUGCAUGCCGGGGGAACUGAGAAUUCCGGUGUCACGCGUAUAAUCCUUCAACCCUCCACCAAACGUAUUCAUCAUAACGCUCUGUAUGAAGAUGUUGGUUGUGAGAUUUCAGAGAAUCUCUCUGAAUGUGGUCUUAUUUUGGGAAUCAAACAACCAAAGCUGGAGAUGAUUCUUCCGAAUAAGGCGUAUGCGUUCUUCUCGCAUACUCAUAAGGCGCAGAAGGAGAACAUGCCUUUGUUAGAUAAAAUUUUGGCUGAGAAGGCGUCGUUGUUCGAUUAUGAGCUUAUUGUUGGGGAUCAUGGCAAGAGAUUGCUUGCAUUUGGGAAAUUUGCGGGUAGAGCUGGUCUAAUCGAUUUUUUACACGGUUUAGGAAAGCGUUAUCUAAGUUUGGGAUAUUCAACACCUUUCCUCUCACUUGGAGCAUCUUAUAUGUAUCCUUCUCUGGCUGCUGCUAAGGCAGCAGUGAUUUCUCUGAGCGAAGAGAUAGCCACGCAAGGGUUGCCGUCCGGGAUAUGCCCACUAGUUUUCGUAUUCACUGGAGAUGGCAAUGUGUCUCAGGGCGCACAAGAGAUAUUCAAGUUACUUCCUCAUACAUUUGUGGAUCCUAGCAGACUUUCCGAGCUCUCUCCAGUGGGUGGUGAUCUUGCAAAAAAUAGUACAUCAAAGAGAGUCUAUCAAGUAUAUGGAUGUGUGGUGACUUGUCAAGACAUGGUUGAACCCAAGGAUCCCACCAGAAAUUUUGAUAAAGCGGACUAUUACGCACAUGCCGAACAUUACAACCCCAUUUUCCAUGAAAAGAUAGCUCCAUAUGCUUCUGUGAUUGUUAAUUGUAUGUAUUGGGAGAAAAGAUUCCCGCGAUUGCUAAGUAUUAAGCAGCUUCAAGAUCUCACGAAAAAUGGAUGCCCGUUAGUUGGAGUGGCUGACAUAACUUGUGACAUUGGAGGCUCCAUAGAAUUUGUCAACCAAACCACACAAAUAGAGACACCUUUCUUCAGGUACGAUCCGCUUUCUGAUUCAUAUCACGACGACAUGGAAGGAAAAGGUGUCAUAUGUCUAGCCGUCGACAUUCUUCCAACAGAGUUUGCAAAAGAGGCAUCUAAGCAUUUUGGAGAUAUUUUAUCACAAUUUGUUGGCAACUUGGCAUCCACUAAAAACCUUUCAGAACUGCCUUCUCCAUUGAAAAGAGCUUGCAUAGCUUAUGGAGGAGCUCUUACUUCUUUAUAUGAAUAUAUCCCUCGUAUGCGGAAAUCUGAUCUAGAUGAUUCUUCAGAAAAUAUAGCAAAUGGCAACCUGAUAAAGAAGAAACACAACAUACGGGUAUCAUUAAGUGGUCAUUUGUUUGAUAAAUUCUUGAUAAACGAGGCGCUCUAUAUAAUUGAAGCUGCAGGUGGUUCUUUUCACCUAGCUAAGUGUGACGUAGGUCAGAGUUCAUUCGCCAUGUCAUUCUCUGAACUUGAAGUUGGUGCAGAUGAUAGAACAGUUCUAGACCAAAUUAUGGAUUCCUUAAAUUCUCUUGCUAGUGCAAAUGAGGAUUCAGGAGAUUUCGAUAAAAAUGAGAAUAAGUUCUCUAUGAAGUUUGGUAAGGUCAGUGAGAGUGUUGCAGAAAAGGGAGAAGACCUGGCAGAUAGACCUGCAGUUUUAAUUUUGGGUGCAGGACGUGUCUGCCGACCAGCUGCCGAGUUCUUAGCUGCAGCUGGAAGCAUUUUAUCUAGCCAAUCGAAAGAUGUUCAGGUUAUUCUGGGGAAUGAUGAUACAGACGAACCGAAAGAUGUUCAAGUUAUUCUGGCAUCCCUCUACCUAAAAGAUGCACAAGAGACAAUUGAAGGCAUUAAGAAUGCAACAGCGGUUCAGCUUGAUAUAACGAACCAGGAAAGCCUCUGCAAGUAUAUCUCACAGGUCGACGUUGUUAUUAGCUUACUACCACCUAGUUGCCACAUCACCAUCGCCAAUGCAUGUAUCAAGCUCAAAAAGAACCUUGUAACUGCUAGCUACGUCGACGAUUCCAUGUCCAAGUUAAAUGAAGAGGCUAGGAAUUCUGGUAUUACAAUUCUUGGAGAAAUGGGAUUGGAUCCAGGCAUUGACCAUAUGAUGGCAAUGAAAAUGAUCAACCAAGCACAUGCAAGAAAGGGGAUAAUAAAGUCGUUUACAUCCUACUGCGGAGGACUUCCAUCUCCAGAGGCCGCAAACAAUCCAUUGGGAUAUAAAUUCAGUUGGAAUCCUGCAGGAGCUAUUAAAGCCGGGAGGAAUCCAGCCACGUACAAGUAUUGUGGAGAAAUUGUGCACGUUGAUGGGGAUAAACUGUAUGAAUCAGCAACCAGGUUCAGGAUACCUGAUCUUCCAGCUUUCGCUUUGGAGUGUCUUCCAAACCGUAACUCCUUGGUCUAUGGGGAUUUUUACGGAAUAGGCGAAGAAGCUACAACCAUCUUCAGGGGAACCUUGCGCUAUGAAGGAUUUGGAGAAAUAAUGGCGUGUCUAGCAAAAAUUGGUUUUUUCAACACUGAACCUCAUCCUGCGCUGAAAGAAAGAAAAAAAGUUACAUUUAGUACCUUCCUAGAUGAACUCCUAAAAGUUAACAGUGAAAAUACAGUGGAAAAGGUGCGAGACGAAAUUGAAAGGCUUAUUGCACUUGGGGCUUGCAAGGAAAGAGCUUGUGCAGUAAAAACUGUAAAGACCAUCAGGUUUUUGGGACUCCAUGAACAAACUGAAAUCCCUGUUUCCUGCCAGAGUGCAUUUGACAUAACCUGCCUGCGUAUGGAGGAGAGAUUAGCCUAUGUUGAUGCAGAGCAGGACAUGGUGCUUUUGCAUCAUGAAGUGGAAAUAGAAUUUCCAGAUGGCCGACCAACAGAAAAGCAUCAAGCCUCUCUGCUGGAAUUUGGAAGGAUUAAGAAUGGGAAGACUACAACAGCCAUGGCUGUCACUGUUGGAAUUCCCGCAGCCAUUGGAGCCCUGCUAUUACUACAGAACAAGAUCAAGACAAAAGGUGUCCUACGACCUCUCGAACCUGAAGUCUACAUGCCAGCGCUGGACAUCUUAGAGGCUUACGGUUUUAAAUUGUCAGAGAAGAUGGAAUAAACUAAGCAUAAUUCUGCAGUAACAAAAGUCUCUCUCAGGCGCUCGACUCCAAGGAUUGUACACAAUAGAUAACAAUAAACAACCAUGUUCUGUAUAUAAUCUGUAUAAAGUGUCAAAAUAAUGUAAAACUACAGCUUCUGUUCCAUAUAAAUCUAUCUAAAUUUCAGAACAUCAAGAACAUUUUGAGUGGUCAUAAUUCAAUUCAGGGAAAUCGAUAUCACAAAACAAUGGGAGCGAAGAAUAAAAAGUUUUUAGUUUUUGAGUA
Molecule: messenger RNA, 3593 nt
Organism: Papaver somniferum (opium poppy)
Lineage: Eukaryota; Viridiplantae; Streptophyta; Magnoliopsida; Ranunculales; Papaveraceae
Product: alpha-aminoadipic semialdehyde synthase-like
Exons: 25
Coding region: 164-3328 (1054 amino acids)
Cellular component (GO): cytoplasm
Molecular function (GO): saccharopine dehydrogenase activity
Source: RefSeq, a predicted model, not a curated record